ACAGCCUUUCCAACGUAUACUUCCAUUUUUUAUCGGUCUUCCCGUGACAGUGUGGUGGUGCUUUAAGUAGUUGUGAAUUUAAAAAUAAAUAUAAGCUAGAGAAAUGGCCUGUAAGCUGAUACCCGUGGUCCUAGCGCUGGCGGCGUGCGCGCACGCUCGCCUGUACACGUCGUGGCGACCAAUCGACGCACAGCCCGCCGCCGCGGUGCAUCACCAUGCGCACGCGCCGGUCGCGGAGCCACGCCUCGGCUAUGAGCACCACCAUAUCUCCGAGGAUGAGCACGUCGACUAUUAUGCGUAUCCGAAGUACGUGUUCAAGUACGGAGUGAACGACUUCCACUCAGGCGAUAUCAAGACCCACCACGAGAGCCGCGAUGGUGAUGUUGUCAAAGGUCAGUACACAGUGGUAGAGCCUGACGGUUCAAUCCGCACUGUGGACUACACCGCUGACAAACACAAUGGGUUCAACGCCGUCGUGCACAAGACUGCUCCGAUCUCGCAACAUGAAGCUCACCACCUUUAAAUAAUAUUGUAACAUGUACUAUUCUGAAUUUCAAAGAAAUAUCCAAGAUCAAUAAUCCCUUAGACCUUACUUAUGGGUUGAGGUUGAGGCACGCGCCGCGCGAUUUUAUCAAUAAUAUGGCGAUGUAUUAGAGCGUUCACGGAGAAGCGUUGUCACAUUUAAUUUAUAUUCAGUGACGUGUACUCAACACUCUGCGUCUCCGUAAAGAAGACCUUAAAAAAUGAUAAGUUCGCCUGCGCAGAUCAUAAUGAUGAAGAGGCGUUAAAUAUGGAGUCACAGGCUGCACUUCUGUAGAUUAUUAAAAUAUAUUUUGGAUUAGCUUGUGAAGUCAUACGACGCCGACGCAAUUAUAAUUAACAAAUUCAUUAAUAUCUUAA
This is a messenger RNA of Pectinophora gossypiella (pink bollworm), 900 nucleotides long. RefSeq names its product cuticle protein 19-like. The record is from RefSeq and is a predicted model, not a curated record. Bases 104 to 523 code for a protein of 139 amino acids. Lineage: Eukaryota; Metazoa; Arthropoda; Insecta; Lepidoptera; Gelechiidae. The transcript has 4 exons. Gene Ontology annotation, cellular component: extracellular matrix.